AUGAUGAGCGUAGACGACGAAGGUUCGUGUAGACGGAGAAACGCAAAUAUCCGAAUCACCGGCACGCCCGGCACCGGCAAGACUACCCAUGCGAGGAUGCUGGCACAGGAAUCCAACGGCUCAAUGAAGGCAAUCAACAUCGGCGAUUUUGUGAACGAACAUGUUUGCCACGAAGGAUGGGAUGAGGAAUGGCAGAGUUGGUUAGUGGACGAUGAAAAACUCUUAGACGAAUUGGAACCUCUGAUGUCUUUGCCGGAAGGAGGAACUAUAUUGGAUUGGCCUUCUUCAGAAAUCUUCCCCGAGAGAUGGAUUGAUUUGAAGAUUCAAGAGAAAAACGAAGCUGAAAUCAUGGGCGAAUGUCUCGAGGAGGCCAGAGAGAAUUAUGAUGAAGAAAUCGUGAUCGAGUUAGAGAGUGACACUAUCAACGCCAUCGACUCUAAUAUCCAUCAUAUUUUGGCUUGGACUGAACGAUGGAAAAAUGCUAAUCAACAUUCAUAA
Messenger RNA from Puccinia triticina, 498 nucleotides. RefSeq lists its product as uncharacterized. Bases 1 to 498 code for a protein of 165 amino acids. The record is from RefSeq and is a predicted model, not a curated record. The transcript is spliced from 3 exons. Gene Ontology annotation, cellular component: cytoplasm; nucleus. Gene Ontology annotation, molecular function: ATP hydrolysis activity; AMP kinase activity; ATP binding. NCBI's taxonomy places the organism in Eukaryota, Fungi, Basidiomycota, Pucciniomycetes, Pucciniales, Pucciniaceae.